Molecule: messenger RNA, 2950 nt
Organism: Neocloeon triangulifer
Lineage: Eukaryota; Metazoa; Arthropoda; Insecta; Ephemeroptera; Baetidae
Product: cyclin-dependent kinase 17-like
Exons: 12
Coding region: 202-1707 (501 amino acids)
Biological process (GO): protein phosphorylation
Cellular component (GO): nucleus; cytoplasm
Molecular function (GO): protein kinase activity; ATP binding
Source: RefSeq, a predicted model, not a curated record
GGCGUCAAUUACAAAUAAAAAAAAUUCCCUGGCAACAUGGCUGCCAAUUGGGCAUGAAGACUGUUCCGCUGUAAAUAAACAAUUUCGGCGCCGAUUUCCUGCACCCGCGACGCCGCGGUCGACGUCUAGUCACGUCCACAGACUGUUUGGCGCAAAUGUGGUCGGCGUGAGAGAGAUUCGGCGCGGCGCCGACUUUGCAAGAUGAGUCUCAAGAAGAUUCGGCGCCGCCUUUCGCAGACCUUCCGCUUCAGCAUUGAGAGUUCGCUGUCGGAAUUGGCCGAACACUUGGCCAUCGAGGAGAACGUCGACGCAAAGGACAACGGAAAUGUUGUGUGUUUGAGAAGCCAGAAAAUCUCAAACCUCGGCGACUACAACCCGAAGCUGUCUCUCUCGCACUCACGCAUCCUCGACACCUUCCACCUCAACCACGGUGUGGUGCACGAAAAUGCGCGAUUCGGCUCAGACGGCGAGUCCGAGGAGGCGUCCGGCGCGUCCGACGACAUCAUCACGCCAGUCAAGCUGCGUCCCAAGAGCAGAAGAUACAGCGAGCAGGACAUCAACAAGCGGUUAUCUCUGCCCGUCGACCUGCACCUGCCCGAGUCCUUUGUGGCCAAGCAGAAUAUCAGCCCGACCAUCGAGGGGCCCCUCUCAAGGGCGUCCAGGCGGCAGUCGCUCUCCGAAAUCGGUUUCGGCAGAAUGGAAACCUACACAAAACUAGAUAGACUUGGACAGGGUACCUAUGCCACUGUGUUCAAAGGCAGAUCUCGGCUGACAGAUAAUCUGGUGGCACUGAAAGAGAUAAGGCUGGAGCAUGAGGAGGGCGCCCCCUGCACCGCCAUAAGAGAAGUCUCCCUCCUCAAAGAGUUGCGCCAUGCAAAUAUUGUGACAUUGCAUGACAUAGUGCACACCGAGAAGUCAUUAACUUUGGUAUUCGAGUACCUAGAGAAGGAUCUCAAGCAGUAUAUGGAUGACUGUGGUAAUAUUCUCAGCAUGAACAAUGUCAAGCUCUUCCUCUUUCAAUUACUGCGUGGCCUUGCGUACUGUCAUCGAAGAAGGAUCUUGCACCGUGAUUUGAAACCCCAAAACCUCCUCAUCAAUGAAAAGGGAGAGUUGAAAUUGGCUGAUUUUGGACUGGCUCGGGCCAAGUCUGUUCCCACCAAGACUUACUCAAACGAGGUGGUCACCCUUUGGUACCGACCACCUGACGUUCUCCUUGGCUCUACAGAGUAUUCAACACAAAUAGACAUGUGGGGUGUUGGAUGCAUUUUUUACGAGAUGGCGUGUGGUCGGCCGCUUUUCCCCGGCGCCACAGUCGAAGAAGAGCUGGAGUUGAUCUUCCGGUGCCUCGGAUCGCCAACAGACGCUUCGUGGCCUGGUCUUACACAGUACCUUGAGACACACGGUCCCCCCAAAAUGCCCAAAAACCCAGAGCCCCUCGUCUCCCGAGCGCCCCGUCUUGACCACGAUGGAAUCGACCUGCUCACUAAGUUCCUCUGUUACGAAGCCAAAAAGAGAAUUUCGGCGACAGAUGCCAUGAAACAACCCUAUUUCCGUACAAUGGGUCCAAACGUCCACAAACUUCCUGACAUUGUGUCAAUUUUCACCCUGCCCAACAUCCAGUUGAGCAAAGACCCUGGCUACCGAUCGUCCGGUCUCGGCAAAAACUCGAGCUCGUCCAAAGCGCGGCGCCAAAGCAUGGCCCUGUGAAAGCAAGGUUUUGAUUUCUCGUGCCAAGCCUAAGGUAGAAAAGGAAGAAAACUGACUUUGAAAGAAACAAACUCGCCUGACUUGUGCAUUUUCAUCCCUCUGUUCCGUUCUUAGCGAAGAAGUGAUAUAAAUAAAAAUCGGAAAUGAAAAGCAAGAAGAAGAGAACUCGUAAUAAAGAAGAAGAAGAAGAAGUGUGAUGUUAGUGAAUUUUCCGAGUUGUGUGCCAAAAACACCAAGAAUUCCCCCUUUUUUUUAGUAUUUUUCUCUUGUCGACAAUCAGAUUGGCAUUUUUUUUAUUACAUUUUAUUUUUCUGUUUCCAGCAAAGAGUGAAACUUAAAACGCGCACUUUUUUACAAAUUCGUAGAAUUUUAAUCUCUGGUUAUUUGAUGUGCUGAUGAAGUUAUGGGGCAGGUGCAAACCGACAAUAAAACAAAUCAUGAAUAAUUGAAAUUUAUCGAAUAUUUGCACCUCGCCCCCUGAAAAAGGUUUUCUAGAUUAACAAUUAAUUGAUGUCUAGUUUUCGGAGUUAGAUUGAGAGAGCUAACUAAUCGUGCCAUUUUCUGAAAUGCGUUCGAGUUCAAUUUCUCGUGAUUAUAUUAUAUAAUAUUGGAACCAUUUUAGUCCGACUUGCUAUUCCUAUUAAAAUUUAUUAUUUCCUUUUGUUUACGCUUCCUAUUAUUUUUACUUUUUAACUCACGUGAACAUUUACUUGUGAGUAGAACUAAAUUUUCUUGAAAACGUCCCCCGGAGAGUUAAAUUGAUGGAAAUCCGCCCACUCCGCACACAAUCCUGCCCAAAAUGAAAAAUAAAAAGCAAGCUUUACCGAGAGAGUUGCACAUAAAAAAAAUGUCUGUUGAAAAUUGAAGAAAAGUAGCAAGUCCCGGCGCUACUUCCGUUUUUGUGGUGUGUGAACGCGUGUGUUUCUUGAAGUUUCUUGUUCUGUUUGUUGUUGUCGGAUUUUCAGUGCCACAUAUGAAAAAAGAGAAAUAUACUAGUUUUGUGCGGAAACUCAAUAAAAUUGAAUUGUGUUAGCAGAGUUAAAUAAAAAACAAAAACACGUUGAUGAAGAAUAAGCGUGAGAAAAUGGGAGAGAAAGAGUAAAUUAAUUGAGUGAAUUCUUCGCAGAAAAAAAACUGAAAAAGGCUAACAGAGAAAUGUUGUAGGAUUUCUCUCUUUGAGAGCGAUCGACAAAAAUGUGUAACAAGAAUAGAAUAAAAACUGAAUUUUUAAUAAAAACCUGAA